AUGAGCCCCAGCCCGCAGUGGGACGUCCCCAGGGCACUGGGGGUGGCCAGGCUCUUCCAUCUGGUGUGCGGGGUCCGGGAUGCCUGUGUGACCCCGUUCCUGACCCUCUACCUGAGGCAACUGGGUGUGACCGCACCCUGGGUGGGCGUCCUCAUGGGAACCAAGCAUCUGGUCGCCGCCUGCUGGACUCCCUUCUGUGCCUUCCUGGCUAAACGAUACCACAAAAGGAGAAUGUUUCUGACUGGCUCGUUGCUGGGCUCCGCAGGAGCCAGCCUCCUGAUGGUCCUCAUCCCACCAGCGGACAGAAAUCCGGGCAAUUCCUUUUGUAAUGGAAGCAACAGAGUGAUCUCCACUGCCCUACCACUGCGAGUCACACGAACUGUGACCAUGACCUCCACCCAGGGAUCAGUCCCAAACCACUGGGCAGGAGUAUCCAGCCUCCCAGGCAGCAGACACACCAGAGCCCUGAACACGUCUGGCUUUCCAAACGGAUUUGGUAAAGAUCAAGAAGGAAUACUUGGCGGCCUGCAGGCCUAUUUAGUUGGCUCUGUUGCAGGAGCCAGGAUCACUACCCAAGCUCGCCAUCCUGUCACUUCUGGGUUGAGAGUUAAUUCCCAGGAAGGGACUUUUGAGGUGGGCAAUGCUACCCUGGGUCCACUUCCUGGAAGUACAACCGUUGGAAAUCCAGGCAACUUGUCAAAGGCCCAGCGGGAUGCCCAGGCCCUCAACCACUCCUCCAAAGGGCCGCAGUGGACCCUCAUCCUCUCCCUGGGGUUUGUGGUAUUUUGGGAACUGCUGACAGCCCCUCUGGCACAGGUGGCAGAUGACAGUCUUCACGAAUACCUGGAUUUUGUUGACGCCACUGACCGGAACAGAGACCUGUGGCUCUGGAGAUUAUUGGGUAUGUCAGCAGGUGUGUGUGGCAUCGCAGCCUUGGUGGGGCAUCUGGAAUGCUUCCUGGUGACCAACGGUCCUCGGGGCGUGAUUCAUUUCUACAGCUACGCACUACUCAGUACUCUGGCCUUAGCCGUGAGCUCAGCCUUUCCUGUCCCCAUCGACCAGAAACGGGGGCCCAGCUACAAAACCAUCAAAGCACUGUCCCUCCUAUGGGGUGACGCCCGCCUCAUCCUCCUAGCCUUCACUGUCCUUUGGAUAGGUGCCACUGCCAGUACGGUGCAGAACUUUCUGUUCUGGCACAUGAAGGACCAUGGCAGCAGCGAGCUGGUGAUGGGUUUCUCGGUGGCUCUCGGCUUACUAGGAGAAAUUCUGUUUCAUCCGUUCAGAACUUGGUUGCUUAGGAAACUGUCGCGGGUGGGUGUGCUGGGCCUGGGGCUGGGCUGCCUGGCCCUGCAGCUGCUCUACUACUCCUUCAUCUGGAGCUGGUGGUCUGUCCUACCUGUUCAGAUCCUGAGUGCCAUCAGCAGUGGGGCUCUGUGGUGGGCCGUGGGGGUCUCCAUAGAGGACCUGUCCACCUCUGGCAUGGAGAGGUCUCUAGGCACCGUGUUCCGAGGUCACUUCUAUGAGAGUGGUGGCAGCCUAGGCAGCUUUGUGGGGGGCUUCGUCGUCAUGCGCUUCGGCAUAGCCGUGCUCUACCAAGCCUGCUGUGUGGUCCUGUUGCUUUGGCUGGCCUUGUUCCUGUCCACCCAGUCCAGGCUGCCCCGAGAACAGAGGAUCAACUACUCGAAGCUGCUGGCCAUGGAGGGGAGUGACGCCAGCGACUCCGAGCAGGGGUCCGAACGGGACUGGCUUGUGAAGGCCAUGAGGGAGGAGCACGGGGACUGGAAGGGCUGA
This is a messenger RNA of Chionomys nivalis (European snow vole), 1791 nucleotides long. It is a transcript of the gene Mfsd6l, whose product is annotated as major facilitator superfamily domain containing 6 like. The transcript has a single exon. Lineage: Eukaryota; Metazoa; Chordata; Mammalia; Rodentia; Cricetidae. Gene Ontology annotation, cellular component: membrane. The record is from RefSeq and is a predicted model, not a curated record. The coding region runs from base 1 to 1791 and encodes 596 amino acids.